AUGCCCAGCGACCGCGAGAAUGGUUUGUCUUCCCCGCUGCUGCGGACCAAACCUUCACCUGAAGAGGAGCCCACCAGCCGGCAACGCAAUCCUUACAUGGAUUGGUGGCUGCGCAAAUGGCGGCUGAUCUUGUACACGGUGUGCUUGUUGGUAGCUUCUGUCGGGAAUACAGUUUUUUUCAAAAGAAUGACGUCGGCCAUGCCCAACUACGGGUGGUAUUUGACGCAGCUUUCCACACUUAUCUAUGUGCCGUUUUUUGCCACGCUGGCCGGCACUGGGAUUACCCAGCAGGUGGAUUUCGAACUGGUACGAAAAUUCGCGCUGAUGGGUGUUUUCGAUGGCCUCAGUGGCACCUUCAUGGUUCUCGGAGGUGUGCAUACUUCGGGCACGUUGCAGGUCCUCUUGGGCCAGGCUGUCAUUCCAGUGACAAUGAUGCUGUCGGUGAUGCUACUCCGCAAACAGUACCACAUGCUGCAGUACUUGGGAGCUACUACAAUCGUCAUGGGCAUCGUGCUGGAUAAGGUGGUGGCAACUAACGUCCCCGCGGACUCAAUGGACUGGGUUUAG
This is a messenger RNA of Symbiodinium sp. CCMP2592, 567 nucleotides long. The record is from the annotation of a GenBank genome assembly. NCBI's taxonomy places the organism in Eukaryota, Dinophyceae, Suessiales, Symbiodiniaceae.